GGAAACCCUAAUUCCAAAAUUCAAACGCCUCCACACCCACACACACACACUUCCCCAUGCUAUAUAAUCCAUAGUAGUAGCCUUCUUCCUGUUAUCUACAAUCGGUUACAAGAAACCCCCUUCUCAAUUACUCUCAAAAACAUGUAUGUGGUGAAGAGAGAUGGGCGUCAAGAGACUGUGCAUUUUGAUAAAAUCACUGCGCGAUUGAAGAAGCUCAGUUAUGGACUCAGCAUUGAACACUGUGAUCCGGUGCUUGUUUCCCAGAAGGUGUGUGCUGGUGUUUACAAGGGUGUUACGACCAGCCAGCUUGAUGAACUUGCCGCGGAAACCGCCGCUGCUCUAACUGCCAACCAUCCCGACUAUGCUUCCUUGGCUGCAAGGAUCGUUGUUUCAAAUCUGCACAAGAACACUAAGAAAUCAUUUUCUGAAACGAUCAAAGAUAUGUACUCUCAUAUCAGUGACAGAUCUGGGCAGAAGGCUCCUCUUAUUGCUGAUGAUGUUUAUGAAAUCAUCAUGAAGCAUGCUGCAAAGUUAGACAGUGAGAUUAUCUAUGACAGAGACUUUGACUAUGAUUAUUUUGGCUUUAAAACCCUUGAGAGGUCUUAUCUCUUGAAGAUAGAAGGGGAUGUUGUGGAAAGGCCUCAACAUAUGCUGAUGAGAGUUGCAGUUGGGAUUCAUAAAGAGGACAUUGAUUCUGUAAUCAAAACUUAUCAUUUAAUGUCACAGAGGUGGUUCACUCAUGCUUCUCCCACCCUUUUCAAUGCUGGAACACCCAGGCCUCAAUUGAGUAGCUGUUUCCUGAUAUGCAUGAAAGAUGAUAGCAUUGAAGGCAUCUAUGAUACUCUAAAAGAAUGUGCUGUUAUCAGCAAAUCAGCAGGGGGUAUUGGUGUCUCUGUUCAUAAUAUCAGAGCUACUGGAAGUUACAUACGUGGCACAAAUGGAACAUCUAAUGGUAUUAUUCCAAUGUUGCGUGUGUUUAAUGAUACUGCUCGAUAUGUUGACCAAGGAGGUGGUAAAAGAAAGGGUGCAUUUGCUGUUUAUUUGGAACCAUGGCAUGCUGAUAUCUUUGAGUUUCUUGAUUUGAGGAAAAACCAUGGAAAGGAAGAACAACGUGCUCGUGAUUUGUUCUAUGCUCUUUGGGUACCUGAUCUUUUUAUGGAAAGAGUUCAAAGUAAUGGAACUUGGUCUUUAUUUUGUCCAAAUGAGGCUCCAGGUUUGGCUGAUUGUUGGGGUAAAGACUUUGAAAACCUCUAUACCCAAUAUGAAAGACAGGGGAAAGCUAAGAAAGUUGUUCAGGCACAAAGUCUUUGGUUUGAAGUUUUGAAAUCCCAAAUUGAAACUGGAACUCCUUACAUGCUAUUCAAGGAUUCCUGUAAUAGAAAAAGCAAUCAGCAGAAUCUUGGAACAAUCAAGUCUUCAAAUCUGUGUACUGAAAUUAUCGAGUACACAAGUCCAACUGAAACUGCAGUGUGUAAUCUGGCAUCCAUUGCAUUACCAAGAUAUGUUCGGGAGAAGGGAGUUCCAGCUGAAUCUCAACCAUCAAAGCUUGUUGGUAGCAAAGGUUCUGGCAACCGAUACUUUGACUUUGACAAAUUAGCUGAGAUUGUAUCAGUUGUUACAAUAAAUCUCAACAAAAUCAUUGAUGUUAACUACUACCCUGUUGAAACUGCAAAAAGGUCAAACUUAAGACACAGGCCCAUUGGUAUUGGGGUUCAAGGUCUUGCAGAUACUUUUAUUUUGCUUGGUAUGCCAUUUGAUUCACCAGAGGCUCAACAACUGAACAAAGACAUAUUUGAGACAAUUUACUACCAUGCCCUCAAAGCUUCAUCUGAAUUAGCUGCAAAAGAAGGCACUUAUGAAACAUAUCCUGGAAGUCCUGUUAGUAAGGGAAUUCUGCAACCAGACAUGUGGGGAGUGACACCUUCUGAUUUGUGGGAUUGGAAUGCUCUUCGUGCAAUGAUAGAGAAGAAUGGAAUACGCAAUUCCCUUCUUGUAGCUCCUAUGCCAACUGCUUCAACUAGUCAAAUUCUUGGAAACAAUGAGUGCUUUGAGCCAUACACCUCCAAUAUCUACAGUCGCAGAGUUUUAAGUGGUGAAUUUGUUGUAGUGAACAAACAUUUAUUGUAUGAUUUGACUGAAAUGGGGCUUUGGUCUCCAACUCUCAAGAAUCAGAUCAUUUAUGAAGAUGGAUCUGUUCAGAAAAUUACUGAAAUCCCUGAGAAUUUGAAAGCUAUUUACAAAACUGUUUGGGAGAUCAAGCAGAGGACUUUGGUUGACAUGGCAGUUGACCGAGGAUGCUACAUUGACCAAAGUCAAAGCUUAAACAUUCAUAUGGAUCAACCCAACUUUGGCAAACUCACUUCUUUGCAUUUUCAUGCUUGGUCUAAGGGGCUUAAAACUGGAAUGUAUUAUUUGCGAUCAAGGGCUGCAGCUGAUGCCAUUAAGUUCACUGUUGAUACUUCUAUUCUCAAGGAAAAUAUAAAGGCAACAACUGGUGAAGAAGAUGAUAACACAAAAAUGUCACAAAUGGUGUGUUCUUUGAUGAAUCGUGAGGAAUGCAUGGCGUGUGGAAGUUAAAAGUUGUUGAAUAAUUGAUUAAUGUUUGAAACUUAUGGAAUGUUAAGUCUUGUAUUUUUUUUUUUUUUUUAGGAUUUUAGGUGUUUGAGAAGUAUUU
This is a messenger RNA of Lactuca virosa, 2674 nucleotides long. The record is from the annotation of a GenBank genome assembly. NCBI's taxonomy places the organism in Eukaryota, Viridiplantae, Streptophyta, Magnoliopsida, Asterales, Asteraceae.